UCUCUCCUUUCUCUGUAUUGUGCGUGGAGAAGCGAGAUGGAGCUGGGACUGAGGAUGGGGGAGGCGCCUGCGCGGCGGCCUUUAAGGGCAGCGAAGGCGGCGCCACUGAAGGGGUUAAGCCGGUUGGAUUUGGUGCUUGGGAUUGGUCGGAGCGAAGAGGGUGAGGAGGAGAAGGGAAGAGAGGAAGAAGUGGAGACGGAGGAGAAAGAGGAGGGAGAGGAAAAGGGCUCUGGGGAGCCACCCCCGCAGCUCAACCUCGAGGCCCUCUUGCCUGCCCCACCGCAGCGGUCUUCUCCUGCCCUGCUCCGGCGCCGAUGGGCGACUGAGACCAGGAAUUCCGAAGCUUCUAUGCGGGGGUUGGACGUGAACCGGUCGCCGUCGGCGGAGGAACGGGCGUCGUCCUCGUCGUCACCGAACAGCACCGUCUCCUGCCCUCAGAUGGAUUUCUCCGCCCAGCGAGGCGGCGUCCAGAAGGGCGGAGGCGGCGGGGUAGGAGCGGCGGCGGCGGCGGCGGUGGGGAGGGCGUCGUCGCGGGUGAGCGACGAAGAGGAGAACGGGUUGGUGAGGAAGAAGCUCCGGCUUUCCAAGGAGCAGUCCGACUCUCUGGAAGAGAGCUUCAAGGAGCACAGCACUCUCAACCCGAAGCAGAAACUUGCUUUGUCCGAGCAGCUCAACCUGCGACCUCGACAAGUCGAGGUCUGGUUUCAGAACAGAAGAGCCAGGACGAAGCUGAAGCAGACGGAAGUGCACUGUGAGUACCUGAACCGCUGCUGCCAGACGCUGAUGGAAGAGAACCGCCGUCUCCAAAAGAAGGUAGCGGAGCUGAGGGCCCUCCAGACCUCUUGCCACGACUUCUCCAUGCACCUCCCAGCGACCACCCUCUCCAUGUGCCCUUCCUGCGAGCGCGUCGCUCCCACCCCCACAUCCAACUCCGCCUCUGCGGCCGCAGCUUCAGACCACCAGCCGAACUCCUUUUCUGCCCUGAUCCCGAAGCCUCGCCCAUCCUCCCUGGCCGUGCAGCCUGCUCCUGCGGCGUCUCGCCAGUCGUCGCCGGCCUCCUGAACGCUGGUGGCGGAACCACCGAGCAGUGGCUGUAUCUCGCCAAAAAAUCAUUGUAAAUUCUCAUAACGUGAAGGGCUUUCUUGUCAUUUGACUUUUUUUUUUUUUCUUUUUGGGAGCUUGUGGAGAUUUUAUGACUCGUUUUCUUCAAAUUUUUAGAGGGAGAAAAGAAAUAAAAAUGCUUCUUCUAAUUA
Messenger RNA from Musa acuminata subsp. malaccensis (wild Malaysian banana), 1253 nucleotides. RefSeq names its product homeobox-leucine zipper protein HOX11-like. The record is from RefSeq and is a predicted model, not a curated record. Gene Ontology annotation, biological process: regulation of DNA-templated transcription. NCBI's taxonomy places the organism in Eukaryota, Viridiplantae, Streptophyta, Magnoliopsida, Zingiberales, Musaceae. Gene Ontology annotation, molecular function: sequence-specific DNA binding; DNA-binding transcription factor activity, RNA polymerase II-specific. Gene Ontology annotation, cellular component: nucleus.